UGAGUACAGGUUCACGCCAACGGUGCAGAUGGUGUAUAUUCUCCUAGCACCGCAAUGGGAUUAGAUGAGGGGGAAAAAUGGGAGACAUUUCGUUGCUCACAUAGCAUCUUUGUUCUUCGUUUAAAUCCUCUGUUGGAUUAUGGCUCUUCUGUCAUCACCAAUCUCAUGCACCAACCAACCCCUGCCCUUUCUAACCCCGUGUCAAAGUCCACGCGCUCAGGCUCAGCCCACGGUCCAUGUGAGAAUCCCCUCGACCAACUCCGACUCCCAAGAUGACCCGAAUGCUCCCCACCAAAUGUUCGACAAAAUGCCAGACCGGCACUCCUACGCCUCCCGCUCGUCCACCUCUCUCAUCCUCGCCCACACCAAGCGUGGCGAAUUCUCUCGAGCAUUUGAGCUCUUCACUAAAAUGUCAAGGUCCGGCGGGACCCCUGACGAAUUCGCUCUCGGAAGCCUCCUCAAAGCCAGCUCUGGCCUCUCCGACGUCAGCCUUGGCGAGCAACUCCAUGCCAAGUCCAUACGUGCCGGCCUCGCUUCCGAGCCUGGCGUGCGUACUUCUCUGAUAACCAUGUACUCCUCCAAUGAGCUCUUAGAAGAAGCCCGCCAGGUCUUCGAUGAAGCCCCUCUAGACCAUGAGGCUGAUGUCCCCACUUGGAAUUCCAUUCUCUCUGCCUAUGUCUUCCAUGGCUGGUAUAUGGAGUGCUUUCUCUUGUUUGCGGGCAUGCUUGAGCUGGCACAGUUGAACCCAACUGAAGCAACAUAUGCGAUUAUGAUCAAUGCAUGCACAUCGAGCAAGGAGGUUGGAAUUGGAAAGGCACUACAUGCCAUGAUCGUUAAAGACCAAAUACUCAACAAGAUUAAGAUGCAUAACUCUCUCAUUACCAUGUAUUCAAAGUGUGGACUUUUGGAGGAUGCCAAGAAAGUUUUCAAGGCGAUGGACGGGACAAAUGUAGUUUCUUGGAAUGCCAUGAUUUCCGGGCUUGAACAACAUGGGGAGUGCGAGAACUCAAUAGAACUGUUCCGUAGGCUUACUGGAUUUGAAGGUCGGGUACUUGUGAGACCAAAUAGAAUUACAUUUCUCAGUGUACUCAAUGCUAUAUCUACUGCUUUGGCUUUCAAGCUAGGCCGGGAGGUUCAUGCUAAGAUGAUUCGAUCAGGGCUUGAAUUUGAGACAAGCAUAGGCAAUUCACUAAUUACUAUGUAUGGGAAGUGCGGUGAAGUGGCGAAGGGGAGGUUGGUCUUUGAGAGGUUGACUUCCCGUGAUGUUAUCACCUGGAACUCAAUGCUUGCUGGGUGUGCACAAAAUGAUCAAUUCAAGAGUUGUUGUGUGCUAUUUAGGGAAAUGCAGUCACAAGAAAACAAACCUGACAUUCACACUCUGAUCAUUCUUCUUGGAGGAUUGUCGUCGGAUCUUUUGGUGGCUACUUCUUGUAGGUUGGGAAGGCAGAUUCAUGCAUAUAUAUUAAGAAGAGCAAUACCAAGAGAACUGCUCCCAUCAGGAUAUAAUGCAGUCAUAACUAUGUAUGCAAAGAGUGAUAGGUUGGGGGAUGCCGAGAAAGUCUUUAAAGGGAUGGACGAGCAAGAUACCUAUACUUGGAAUGCAAUGAUCGAUGGAUAUUCCACAAAUGGCUACUUUGAUGAUGCUCUCACAUUCUUUGUAGACAUGCAUGAGCAAGGUUUGCAACCCAAUCACUCGACACUUUCACUACUUCUUGCAGCAUGCAGUGGAUUGGCUUCCAUUGAAUUGGGCAAGCAGCUCCAUGCUUUCACCAUAAAACACUGCCUCCAUCAUUGUAAUUCUCAUCCUACUCUCUUGUCAAUCAACAACGCAUUGAUAUCCAUGUAUUCCAAAUGUGGCAGCAUCUGCGAUGCAGAAAAAGUAUUUAAGAGGAUAACAAGGAAGGAUGUAUUCUCAUGGACAUCCAUGAUCACUGGGUAUGCACACCAUGGAAUGGCCUCUGAAUCCCUUCAACACUUUGGAAGAAUGACAAGAGAUGGUGUUCGGCCCAACUCAGUCACCUUUCUUGGGUUGCUUUCUGCUUGUGCUCAUGCAGGUUUAGUCAAAGAAGGGAUGCACUAUUUUGCUUUAAUGAGGAAGGAAAGUGAUACAAAACCAAGACUUGAGCAUUAUGCUUGCAUGGUAGAUUUGUUCGGUCGUGCUGGCCAAUUUAAGACAGCGCAAGCUAUUAUUUGGGAUGGAAUUUCUUGCCUGAGGUUGCAACAUAAUUCUUCUUUAUGCCUCUGGAAAGUACUUCUUGGCACAUGCCAUGCACAUAAGCAACUUGAUCUUGGAGUCCAUGUCGCAACUAAGAUUUUAGAGCUGGAACCUGAUGAUGAGACUACAUAUGUCCUCCUCUCAAAUCUAUAUGCUUCAUUUGGCUUGUGGGAAGAUGCGAUAAGUGUGAGAAGCAUGAUGAGAGAGAGAGGACUGAAGAAGGAAGCUGGAUGUAGCUGGGUCGGGGUUGAAAAUAGAAUGCAUGUCUUCGUAGCAGGAGAUGGUUGCCACCCAAACCGAAAGGCGAUCUAUAAGGAACUUGAGGAGUUGGAUGAGAAGUGUAGAGCCAUUGGAUAUGUUCCCAUGACGGAGAGUGUUCUCCAUGAUGUUGAUGAGGCUCAAAAGGAAUUGAUUUUAAGUUGUCACAGUGAGAAGUUAGCUGUAUCAUUUGUAGUACUGCAGACAGGGCAAGGAAGGGAGUAAUUCGGGUGAUGAAGAACCUCCGUGUCUGUGGAGAUUGUCAUAAUUGGAUGAAAUUUGCUUCAGAGGUCACAGGCCGACAGAUUG
This is a messenger RNA of Elaeis guineensis (African oil palm), 2782 nucleotides long. RefSeq names its product putative pentatricopeptide repeat-containing protein At3g49142. The record is from RefSeq and is a predicted model, not a curated record. Gene Ontology annotation, biological process: RNA modification. Lineage: Eukaryota; Viridiplantae; Streptophyta; Magnoliopsida; Arecales; Arecaceae. Gene Ontology annotation, molecular function: zinc ion binding; RNA binding; protein binding.